ACAUGCAGCUGGUGCUGCUGGCGUUAUUUAUGAGCAAAUUUGGGAGCUAAACGAAGAAAAAUAGAAGCCAUGAGAGUUUAGAGAUGUCAGAGCUGCAGGUAGAAAGAAGCUCAGUGUGCUCUCCACGCGAGGAGGAGCUCGUGUCCAGCCGACAGAAAAAUGAAAAUAAAUGUUGCAACUUGUGAGUGCAAAUCUCGUCUGCAACCUCUGGUGUAUUGUUGCGUGUCCAUACCUGUGGUGUUGGUCUUGGUGGUGGAGCCCUGCAGAUUCUGCUUCACAGAUACGUGAAGCAGAAUCUUUGUUGACCAGGAUGUGCGUGUACUGUACUCUUCAAACCAGAUUCUCUGAGUUUUCUGCAGGCUCGGCCCCCGCCUGCCUGCUAAAACAAAUCAUAUGCAUUAAAAUAUAUCAGAAAAUCCUCCUUGAUCCCUGCACAAGCGUCAGCACAGUUAUUGAUCGUCUGUGGGUUUAUUUAUUCUGCCACAGUUUUAUAUAAAACCUUCCUGCCUGGUGCUACGAGGCUUCCUGGUGGCACAGUGUUUAAAGGCUUAGAGUUCUUUAGCUUUCAUACGACUACACUCUGUUUUAUUGUUCAUCCAGAGAACCAGUGAUGCUCUUCUUUUAUUGCCAUGAAGAGGCAAUUGUGGUGUCUGGUUUAGUUAAGACUUAAAGUUUUGGUUAAUCCCUGGUUUCCUGUUUUAUUUUGAAAGUAUUUCUUGUGUAACUCUUCAUUGACUUCCUGUUUCAUUUCCUGGCUUUAUAAUUGUCUUUCCCACCCUAACUGUUUCCACCUGUGCUUCCUCAGCCCUGUGUGGGUUCAUACAGAGCCUCGUCUCACCUGAUUUGAUUGUAGUUGCACCGUGUGUUGGAUGCUUGGGCUGAUCCUGCGUUUCCUGUUUUGUGAGCUCCUUUCUGUGCGAUAUUUGAGGAGAACGCAGUGCAGGAUGAUCAGGUGUUCCAGCUCGCCGUGUCUGACCUCAGUCUGAACGACGACAUCCUGCAGAGUGAGAAGAUCACACACUCGAUUAAACUCAUCGCGCCCAACAACCCUUUCCAGGCGGUGCAGGAAGCCUGUGAGCUGAUGAACCAGGGCAUCCUGGCGUUGGUGACCUCUACUGGCUGCGCCUCAGCGAGCGCCCUGCAGUCCCUGACGGACGCCAUGCACAUCCCACACCUGUACAUCCAGAGGAACAGCGAAGGAUCUCCUCGCACUGCCUGCCAGUUCAACCCGAGCCCCGGUGGGCAGCGCUACACGCUGGCCGCCCGGCCGCCCGUACGCCUCAACGACGUCAUGCUGACGCUGGUGGAGGAGCUGCGCUGGCAGAAGUUCAUCGUGUUUUAUGACAUCGAGUACGAUAUCCGCGGCCUGCAGGGUUUCCUCGACCAGACGUCCCGCCAGGGUGUCGACGUGGCGUUGCAGAGAGUGGACAGGAACAUCAGUAAAAUCUUCACCAACCUCUUCACCACCAUGAGGACAGAGGAGCUCAAUCGGUACAGAGACACACUGAGGAGAGCCAUCCUGCUGCUCAGCCCACACGGAGCGCACACAUUUAUCCAGCAGGCAGUGGAAACAAAUCUGGCCUCCAAAGACAGUCACUGGGUGUUCGUCAACGAGGAAAUCAGCGACACAGAGAUCCUGGAGCUUACCCACAGUGCACUGGGGCGCAUGACGGUGAUCCGGCAGAUCUUCCCGUUGCUGAAGGACAGCAGCACCCGCUGCAUGAGGCAGAACCACCGGAUCUCCUCGCUGCUGUGUGACCCGCAGGAAGGACACCUGCAGAACCUGGAGGUGUCCAACCUGUACCUGUACGACAGCGUGCUGAUGCUUGCCAACGCCUUCUACAGGAAGCUGGAGGACAGGAAGUGGCACAGCAUGGCCAGCCUGAACUGCAUCAAGAAGUCCACCAAGCCCUGGAACGGAGGCUGGUCCAUGCUGGAGACCAUCCAGAAGGGAAAUAUCACAGGUCUGACGGGUACGAUGGACUUUAAGGACAACGGCUCCAACUCCCACGUCCAGUUUGAGAUCCUCGGCUCGAGCUUCAGCGAGACCUUCGGCAAGGACAUCAAGAGGCUCGCCACGUGGGACUCGGUUCACGGCCUGAACGGCAGCCUGAAGGAGAGCCGGAUAGAGAACGGCAUGCAGGGAGUCACGGUCAAAGUGGUCACGUUACUGGAGGAUCCUUUUGUCAUGGUGGCGGAGAACAUCCUCGGGCAGCCGAAGAGAUAUAAAGGCUUCUCCAUCGACGUCCUGGACGCCCUCGCCAAGAUCCUGGGCUUCAAAUACGAGAUCUACCAGGUAGCGGACAGUAAAUAUGGAAGUCGGCUUCCCAACGGCUCGUGGAACGGCAUGAUUGGCGAUCUAAUCAACAAGAGAGCAGACCUGGCGGUGUCCGCCAUCACCAUCACGCCAGAACGGGAGAACGUGGUCGAUUUCAGCAAGCGCUACCUGGACUACAGCGUCGGCAUCCUGCUCCGAAAGCCCGAAGAGAAGAUCAACAUCUUCUCUCUGUUCGCGCCCUUCGACCUCGCCGUCUGGGCCUGCAUCGCCGCCGCAAUCCCCGUGGUGGGAGUGCUCAUAUUCCUCCUCAACAGACUGCAGGCGCUGCGCUCCUCGUCCCAGAAUGCACCUCCCGGUCAGCCGGCUAACGGAGCGGGGUCGGGCACCCUGCACAGCGCCAUCUGGAUCGUUUACGGAGCGUUCGUGCAGCAAGGUGGGGACGGUGUGGUGGGAUCGGUCGCUCUGAGGAUCGUCAUGGGCAGCUGGUGGCUCUUCACGCUCAUAGUUUGUUCAUCGUACACCGCCAACCUGGCGGCGUACCUCACCGUGUCACGCAUGGAUCACGCUAUACGGUCUUUCCAGGACUUGGCGAGGCAGAUCGACGUGGACUACGGCACUGUGAGGGACUCGGCGGUCUACGACUACUUCAGGAACAAAGGCACCAACCCUCUGGAGCAGGACAGCACCUACUCAGAGCUGUGGAGGACCAUCAGCAAGAACAACGGCAUGGAUUACUCCGUGUCCAGCCCGUCAGAGGGAAUACGCAAGGCAAAGAAGGGUCCGUACGCCUUCCUCUGGGACAUGGCGGUGCUGGAGUACGUGGCCCUGACGGAUGACGACUGCACCGUCACCGUGUCGGGAAGCAGCAUGAGCAGUAAAGGCUACGGCAUCGCCAUGCAGCACGGCAGCCCAUACAGAGACCUCUUCUCACAGAAGAUCUUGGAGCUGCAGGAGAAAGGCGACCUGGACAUCAUGAAGCAGAAGUGGUGGCCCCGCGCCGGCCGCUGCGACCUCAGCAGCCACGCCAGCGCCCACCCCGAUGGCCGCUCCCUCAAGCUGCACAGCUUCGCCGGCAUCUUCUGCAUCUUGGCCGCGGGCCUGCUGCUGGCCUGCCUGGUGGCUGGGCUGGAGGCUUGGUGGAACAGCAACCACUGCCGCCAGGAGCAGCCCAAAGAGGUUACUAAGGAUUACAGGCUGGCAAGGGUUUCUGGUCCAUUGACAUAUAAUGACAUUACAACUGCUUCAUCGGAGGGGAGGAGGGACAUUUGGACAGACAGAGAGAGAGGCUGGGAUGAAGCAGAAGCUAUUGAUACAGGACAAGGAGGUGAAUCUGGAACAGGUGCAUCGUCGUAUGAACAGUCUUUUGGACGAGGACUUGGCCCACAAGCAGAUCCCCGGCCCCUCUAUCGAGAUCUCUGCGCUGGACAUCGGCAGCAUGCAGCCCAGCCAGGCCUCUCUGGUCCCGGGCCCGGAGUCCAGGCGGGACUACCCGCCCUCGGGCCUCGCUGUGACCACCUUCCUCCCCGGGGAGGGGGGACCACCGCCUCCUCUUCCCCAUCCUCACCAUGGGGGGACCCUAGGCAGGACGCUACCCCCAUCCCAGGGCCCUGGCAGCAGCACGUUGCCCCCGCACCACCCGCUCAGCAGCACCAGCCUCAGCGGCACCAUGCAGUGCAAACACAGGGCACCCAACGGGGGGCUCUUCCGGCAGAGCCCUGGCAAGACACCCAUGCCAAUGUCCUACCAGGCAGUCUCCGCAGGACCCAUACCCGAAGCCAUUGAGGCCACCCACAGUACAUCGAUAUAAGAUCGGAGGGGUAAAAGGGGGCGGUGGGUGGGAGGGGGGCUGCACUCUGGACCUGGGUCCAGGUUCGGAUGCGAGGCGGGUUGGGGAACCCUAGAGGAAAAUUAUUAUAGAGGAAAAAAACAUAUAUGUACAAAGUAAAAAGAUUUUGUAUCUCACUAUCUGUUCAGAAACACACACACGAAAAAUCUAACAAAAAACAACAAAAAGCGGGCGGCGGGCUGGAGGGUGUAAUUUUUCUCGUGUACAUAUCUGUAAAUACCAAGAGAACGAAGUGAGGUUAAAGUGUAUUUUGAAUAUUCUCAAUUUUUGAAGUUGAGUUAUAAAAACAAACAAAAUGAGAUAAAAAAAAUAUAAACAUUGAUGAAAAAGUUAUGACUGUUUGAAUGGCUUUGUAAAUUUUGUUCAAUUAAACAAUGACGCGAAAUUCAUUGUGAUUGUUUUCUAAGUGCCGAAAUUAAACGAUGUCUCUCCACAACUCAUUGAUGUAAACGACUACCCAUGAUGCACCGCUGUAGGGACAUUUUUAGUGGUGGACACCUACUGUUAUGCACCUCUGUACCAACCCUAUAUAUAUCUUCAGCAUCGGACAAAAAAAAAAUCACUCUUUGUUUUUUCCCCAUUUGUAUUAAAUAUAUAAUAUACAUAGUUUUUUCCAAGCAAAAGUCUACAUUCUUUUCUUACGUUGACUGUAAAUGAUGUUCAUUCAAACACUGAGGGGAAACAAGCGGGUUUUUAUUGGGUUCAUAUUUUACACACAGCUCAAUGGUUUGUUUUUAUAGCGAGUUUUUAUUUGGCGUCAGUACUGUCCAGGUGAGAGUCUGUUUGUGACGAGCAAAUGAGCGAAGAAGAGUACGUACGGCUGCGAGCGCACCGACCGCUGUCUUUAGGUCAAACGACGAUGCAGUCAUGCAAGCCUGGCCUCUUUGUGGAAUACGACAGGGUGUAGAACCGCGGCUCCCUACCCACGCGGUGCAGGUCUUAAUCUUAAAGUCAAAUAUCAUAUUUUUGAACUGUAAAUGCAGUCGCGCGUUCGACGUGAUGAAAUCUCCCAACAGUUUCUGUAGUCCCGUUUAACCACUUACUACAAAAACCUUUUCUGGGUCACGUUAAAGCUUCACAAUUACGAGAAUUGCUUCUGUAUUUUAAGCUGUGGAAAGAAAUGAACAUGUUUAGGGUUGGAUGAACCACAGACCUUUAGACAUCAAACAGAAACCAACCCGACUUCGAGAUGAGGAAAUCAGGAACACAAAAACACUUGUUCUGGGUUUCAGAGAGAUGCUUGCACCUUCUGAAUGAUGAAUAGUUUUAGAGUUCGUCUUCUUCAUCGCACCGCCAGCAAACCAGUGAAAAUCAGUUACAGUCUUUUUCUAUGAAACUCUGUCCAGAUGCUUUUAGACUAAUGAAAAGUUGGCACCAAUUUAAAACAAGUACUGGCAUGCUUCCCAACUCUGAGACAGACCCUCUUGUUAGCCAAAUAUAUACAAAAAACCAGAAACGGUCCAGAGUAUCAGCCAGCCUGGUAUUUAUUUUAUUUGAUAUUUUUGAGCUUCUGUUUGAAUUUGAAGGAAGUGUCAGAUUCAAAUUGGUGCCAGAACGAUUGAUGGUUACUAAUUUAUUCAAACAAACUUCGACAACAGUCGAAGUCUGAAAGUCUGAAAUUACAGACCUGAAACACAAGAAAAGUUGUGACAGAUCAAACGUAUUCGCCUUUCCAUCCUUACUCUUACUAACCGCUCCCACAGAGUUCCUAAAGGAGGGCCGACACUUUUGUUUUCAGGCAGUCGUAAUGCUUCGUUUGGGGCCAAAUAUCGAAGCUCGGCCGUGUUCCAACAGCGGUCGGUGUGAACGCAGCCUUAACCUUAAGAAAAAAUAUAAAGGUACUAAAUAUAUAUGUCUUUAAUUUUUAUACUCGAGAAUUUUACGUCACGCUCUCGUGCGCAAGUUUCUUCUUGCAAAGCAGUGCAGUUAUUCUAACGAGGAGUGAGAGAGUGACUCAGAGAGGCAUCGUAUUUCCACAAGUCAUUCCUAAUGAGAUCCAUUAUCACCUGCAGGGAUGACAGAGGGCGUCAUUACCCAAAGUGCAGACAGAGGCUCAUGAUGAUGGCCGUUCUGCAGGUGCCAUACCUCAACUGCUUGUAAAGCAGAGGGAAGUUAAAUAUAUUUGCUAAACACUGGAUAGUUUUUUCUCUAUAGGAUACUGUGAGAGGAACAUUUAUGGUAAAAGUAUUUAACAACAGAAAUAUAUAAACCGACCAUAUCACCCCCACCUUUUUGCUUUUACAAGCGCGGUUAACGUGCAUCUAUGGGCCUAAUGACUGUCGACUUCAUUUACAUUAGCCUGACGCUGGCUGUUCGGAUCCAUGUUGAUCACACACAGUUUUCAGGACAUUAGCAGCAAAACGCAGACCCGCUCAUCUUUCCAUUUAUAGAACGUGUACGUGGGCAGAGGAAACUGAGGAACCUUAACUUGUCAGAAUGAAGAGCUUUAGUUCCAAAACUGUAGAUCGGACAUCGAAUCUUGUGUUGUUGAUAGGUUUGUGGUUGUUGGACAGGCGGCAGAUUAACUCGUUCAUUAAACUACAGACACGAGCGUUCUGUGGAGGUUUUACUGUCCGGUUCUGUCGCACAGCACUUCUUCCACACUGGGGAAACCCAGACUGAAAGAUUUUUAAGUGUCCGUAUCAUGUAUGUCCACUCUAUUCUUACAGACAGACAGCAGAAAUACUGGAGCUGAAGCCUUCUAACAGUGAGUUGUUUUUGGGCAGUCCCUUAGAAAAGAUGACCAGGGGUGGGGAACUCCAGGCCUCGAGGGCCGGUGUCCUGCAGGUUUUAGAUUUCAUCCUGGGUCAACACACCUGACUCAGAUGAUUAGUUCA
This is a messenger RNA of Haplochromis burtoni (Burton's mouthbrooder), 6961 nucleotides long. It is a transcript of the gene grid1b, whose product is annotated as glutamate receptor, ionotropic, delta 1b. The coding region runs from base 1082 to 4060 and encodes 992 amino acids. The transcript has 18 exons. Gene Ontology annotation, biological process: monoatomic ion transport; modulation of chemical synaptic transmission; synaptic transmission, glutamatergic. The record is from RefSeq and is a predicted model, not a curated record. Gene Ontology annotation, molecular function: transmitter-gated monoatomic ion channel activity involved in regulation of postsynaptic membrane potential; glutamate-gated receptor activity. Lineage: Eukaryota; Metazoa; Chordata; Actinopteri; Cichliformes; Cichlidae. Gene Ontology annotation, cellular component: postsynaptic membrane; plasma membrane.